CCACUCCCCCAUUUCAAACAUCAUAAUCUGAACUACAAUACAAACCCACCAAAAUAAUGACCACUUCGUUGCUUCUAUCUCUUUUAUUCAGCUUUGUAGUACUUGCCUCAGCUGCCAACUUUAACCAAGACAUCGAUGUUACUUGGGGUGAUGGCAGGGGCAAGAUUCUCGAAAACGGAAACCUUCUCACUCUCACCCUAGACAAAUUCUCCGGCUCUGGUUUUCAAUCCAAGAACCAAUAUCUGUUUGGGAAGAUCGAUAUGAACAUUAAACUGGUCCCAGGCAACUCUGCUGGCACUGUUACCACUUACUAUCUUCGUUCGGAAGGGUCGACAUGGGAUGAAAUCGACUUCGAGUUCUUGGGGAACCUAAGCGGAGACCCAUACAUAGUCCACACCAAUGUAUAUACACAAGGCAAAGGUGACAAAGAGCAACAGUUCUACCUCUGGUUCGAUCCCACCAAAGACUUCCACACCUACUCCCUUCUUUGGAACCCUCAACGUAUUAUCUUCUCUGUUGAUGGGACUCCGCUCAGAGAGUUCAAGAACUUGGAAUCGAUGGGCGUUGCGUUCCCAAAGAGCCAGCCGAUGAGAGUGUAUUCGAGUCUUUGGAACGCUGAUGAUUGGGCCACUCGAGGUGGUCUUGUUAAGACAGAUUGGAGCCAAGCUCCUUUCACUGCUGCUUACAGGAAUUACAAGGCUGAUGCAUGUGUCUGGUCCUCCGGGAAAUCAUCAUGUUCCUCCACCUUGCCCUCUCAAAAUUCAUGGCUAUCGCAAGAACUGGAUAUAACGAGCCAACAAAGACUAAAAUGGGUUCAGAAAAAUUACAUGAUCUACAGUUACUGCACUGACACCAAGCGAUUCCCUCAGGGACUUCCCAAAGAAUGCAGUGUUCAUUAACAGGGAUUCUAAAUUUGUUAUAGUAGAGAUUUUAUUGGUUAAAUUUGUGAAUGUUCUUUAAAUCUUUGUUCACUAGUGAGUAAUAUACUUAAAGACAGAUAUUGUGUGUAUUUGUUCUAUGUUCAGUAACGUGUAAUCUAAGUUCAAUAAUAAAUGUUAUUAUAGUACUUUCGGCA
Molecule: messenger RNA, 1075 nt
Organism: Gossypium raimondii (Peruvian cotton)
Lineage: Eukaryota; Viridiplantae; Streptophyta; Magnoliopsida; Malvales; Malvaceae
Product: xyloglucan endotransglucosylase/hydrolase protein 22
Exons: 3
Coding region: 57-899 (280 amino acids)
Biological process (GO): xyloglucan metabolic process; cell wall biogenesis
Cellular component (GO): cell wall; apoplast
Molecular function (GO): hydrolase activity, hydrolyzing O-glycosyl compounds; xyloglucan:xyloglucosyl transferase activity
Source: RefSeq, a predicted model, not a curated record